Messenger RNA from Schizophyllum commune H4-8, 4014 nucleotides. Its product is annotated as cysteine proteinase. Gene Ontology annotation, biological process: proteasome-mediated ubiquitin-dependent protein catabolic process; regulation of proteasomal protein catabolic process; protein deubiquitination. The record is from RefSeq and is a predicted model, not a curated record. The transcript is spliced from 33 exons. Gene Ontology annotation, molecular function: cysteine-type deubiquitinase activity; proteasome binding. The coding region runs from base 1 to 4014 and encodes 1337 amino acids. NCBI's taxonomy places the organism in Eukaryota, Fungi, Basidiomycota, Agaricomycetes, Agaricales, Schizophyllaceae.
AUGGGAGAUAAUAUGGCGCGGCUGGCACCUGCCUUGGAACGACUGCAGGACGACGUCACGGACCUAGCUAGUAUAUUGUAUUCGGAGACCCCUUUUUCUGAGCGCAAUCACGCCGUACUGAAUAUCCUGACUGAUUCCCUCGAGCAAUGCGUUUGGAAGGCCUCAUGCUCGCGGAUCCGUCGCAUACCAUCGACCAAAGAGCUUUGCGAGGACAUAGAGUAUCUACAGCACUUGCUCCGCACAGACGAGUCUAUCGUCUCGAUUAGAGCCGCAUGCUCUAAGACAGAGCACCUCAUCAUUGCUCCGUCUCCCAGUGCCCAGCAGCGCGAAACGGUUCAAGGCGCCGAGUGGUGCCGGCUUGAGGAGAAUGUGGAGACGCUGCAGCUUUACUCUGAAAAGGUCGAAGCCAACGAUCUACUGCUCAAGUGUGUCGAAAGGGAGAAAUACCUGAGAUUAAGAGAAGUUCGCAGCAGGGUCGACGAGCAACGCAAUCAGGAGUCUCUCGAGCUAGCGAAAAUCCGGUUCGACGAUGCGGAACAAGCUCGUCUUAUCGAGUGCCGUCGGUUGACGCGCGAGAUUGAAGCUCUCCGUUGUAGUGCUGAUCAGCAGCAGCGCAACGUUGUCGAGGACACCGCUAGCCUAACUGAUAUGAUCACAAGAAAUAAGGGAACAAUACAGGUGCGCGCGACAACUUCCUGUCAAUGUCCGAGGGUGAUUGGGUUCAUCAUCGAACAGGCGCUCUUGAGCGAAAUUCAGGCGCGGAUCAUGGCGCUUAAGCUAAGCAGCAAUCCUAGAGCGCAACUCAAACGCGCAGUAUGCUUCCGCAGACCAUUGGCACCCAUGGUCGUGUCGGCACCCAUCAGCCGUCCCUACCGCGGAAUGCCGGGUCCGUACACCAUCAAUCUCAUGGUCCAUCUACGCGGCACCAUAGCGCUCAUGGGCUUACUUCGCGACAGCGAGACGGAGCUGAAGCUCAAUCGUUACCUGAAGGCAAAGGAAUACCACUCGCCGCCUCGGAAAAGGACCGUACGGAUGGCUUCUCAACAUCUGCCAGUAUCCCGUUGCGAGAAGCGGCUCUCAUCAGAGCCGUACCAACACAGCGCGGUGCGCAAGAAUCGGAUGGGCGACAGAGGUCAAUCUGUCAAGACGGAAUGGAUGGGACUCGCGGGGACUCCUGGAAAGUUGCACUCUCAACGUGAGGGAGUAGCCCAUCUCCGAUCCGUCUCUCUGGAUCUUCCCCGGGGAUUGAACCAGCUGGGCAACACGUGCUACCUCAACUCUUUACUUCAGUUCCUCUACACAAUCAAUCUUGUGAGAGACGCAAUCCGUAGCAUGACCUCGGAUCUCGUUUUUGGCCAAACAAUCAGAACAAUACCCGACAGCAAAAUUGAGAACUAUCGGGUGGGCGGCAGGUUAAUCAAGCGGUCGGAAAUUCUGCGGUCCAUGGAAUUCGUCAAUGAGCUCGCGGACCUCUUUAACCGACUGCAGAGCGAUAUGCAGCCUUCCGUCACGCCCAGCGUUACCCUAGCAAAACUUGCUCUGACCACCGGAAACAACGUGGAGAAUAACUGCGGCGAGAUAUGGUCGGUUGACAGGGAUGGAGACGUCGCAAUGUGGAACGUGGGCCCGCUUAGGGACGACCAGCUGCUUUUGGGCAAUCAGCAGGACGCCUCGGAGUGCAUGGAUCAGUGCACUUUUCAAAUCGAGGUUGCUAUUUCGGUAUACCAGGACGGGCGUAUAUCAAACCCCGGGAUCGAAGUGAAGUCUUUUCGGCGGCUAUUCUAUGGCACCUACAAGCAAUCCUUCGCCGCUUCUUUGCGAGAUGAACUUGCUCCACUUGGCAGCGACAUACACGGACGCGAGGUCCCUUAUACGUAUUUGCCCCUGAGCAAUCUGGAGGACGGUAUCGAAAUCCAUGACGGCCUCGACGAUUUUUUCUGCGACGAUGUCCAAUUAGAAGGCGUGCCAUGCAGGCUGAACAGGGAGCUCGUCGACGUGCCACUCCUCCUGCAGGUCCGGCCUCAGCGUGUACUGUUUGAUCGCAAACAUCUUCGACCUUACAAGGACCAGAGCUACGUCAAAUUCGGGGAAGCCCUGUAUCUGGACCGCUAUAUCCGUGGUGGGGAUCCACAAAGGCGUAAGAGGUAUAGGGCCAUUCAGGAUGAGCUACUCGUCUGUCGGAAUCGCCUCCGCCAGCUAAGGCAGAGCCAAACGGCCGUCGGCCCGUCCGGAAAAGUUUUGCAGAGGCGGUAUGACGACUGGAACGAAGAGAUAGGCGACGUCGAACAAUUGGCCUUCGCGCUUAGGUUAGAGCGGGAGACCCUCUGGGCUGGUGAUAGGGAUGUCGCUUACGACCUCACUGGGGUUUUCAUGCAUCAAGGUGCAGACCAUUCGUGCGGGCACUACUACUUCUACUCUCGAAACAUCCCCGCGCGUCCAGACGAGUGGUACAAAUUCGAUGACUCGCAGGUCACGAUUGUGAACAAGGCAGAGGUGCUUGCCGACACAUCUGGAACUACGGCAAAUGCGUACUUGUCUGAAUCCUUGGGACAAGCCGGGUUACAUGUCGCGUGGACUUACUCAGAACUAAUUUUUACCGAAGCCCUGUACCCUUCGCGUUCAGAGCUUGGCGGCGAGGUAUUCGAUUGGGGGAUCGAGGAAGAAAGCGAAGCUCUGCCCGAUUAUGAAGAGAUCAACAUCGAGGACUACUUCCCAAGUACCAACUACCGCGACGUCGCUGUUGGGCGGAUGCCGUCGGUCGGCCUCCUCGACCCUUCCCCCAUGAUGUCCCAGCUCCCUGGCUCAGAGCACAGCGCAUGCAGCGCUGCUCGCAUCUCCGGCGUCUGGGGCUUUCGUGGGGCGUGGACGAUCGACGGCAGUGAGAUUAGGCAGGGCGCGAUGAGGCGAGGGUCGCAGGCUGGCGCCUCCCUCCCCAGCUCCCCCUCCCGGCUCCCGCAAUCUUCGGUCUAUUCUGGCUCGCCCUCGGGCUCGAUCGACGCGUCGGGCAUCUCCCAGAAGCCUCGGCGUCAUGCUGGGGAUGCGCCGCGUCUGUGCUGGCGUGAUCUCGCGAGCGUCAGUCACGGCUGGCCUACCGCCCUUGAGAAGAUCCGUCUCUCACGCUGGCGCCAGGACCGGGGUCCCGCCGCUCCACCAACGUCUCACUCGAUCACCAUGGUCAGCAGAGACCGCCAGCGGGUUCUCAAGAGUGCUCGGCCUCGGAGCGACCUCCAGCUUGCGUUGAAUAUCCAUCUGCUAUUCGACCGUUUGCUGCUCAGACCCGCCGGUGCUUCGACGAUCACCUUACCCAACGGGAGCGAUCUCUGCAACCCGAAGAUCAACACGACGUCGAUCCUCAACUUUGUCAACGACGAGUCGGCUGCUGCGAAGCUGGUGGCCGUGCGGCUACGACAGCCGGUCCGCCUCCUCGCACGCCCUCCGAUUCGCGCGCGCCCCGUCGGGUUGUCGCCCGGCGUAGCCCGCCCAUCUUCCUUCGAUGUGAGGUACCGGUUCGUUCAGUUCUUCCCGAAACGAGCUUCAGCCGUGCAGUCAUGCAUUAUGGAUUCCUUAGUGCGCUGGGAAUAUCUCGCCCUUGUCAUGGCCUCCGACACCAUAUCCUAUACUCCGUCUCCAACUCUGACUGCGGGCCCACCUUUCGAACCUUUCCCGGUUGAUUCCCAACCCAUCGACUCAGUCUUGAUCGUUCAAGUGGGAAACGACAGGACGGCCCACAGCAGACGCCAGCUUCAGCUCAACGGCCUCAAUGAACUCAGGGAAUUCUUUCUCGCAGAGUCUGGCUAUACUGAGCCACCUGACGACAUCGAAGGGGACGAGUUCUGGUACAGGCGUGUUCGCGUGAUGUUCGACGGUACGAGCGAGCUCCUUGCUGUAGACCUCGAGUCUUGGGAUGGCCUACUCCCGCGCAUGGCAGAAAUCAUCUCUUCUUGGGCCUGCUCUUUCAUCUUGUUAUGGCUGGUGAUCCAUCACCGCGGCGUUCUGAAGCUUCACGUCCCAUAG